AAGUUUCAGUCGGCUAACCCAAUGACCUUUGGCAUAGCGAUGUUCGGACACUUCUGCCAUGUGGUAGAUCACACCAUGCCCUGGUCCCGUACUGCUGUGCUGAGUCUGUAUAAGAAGCUGCUGAGAGAAGGCCGUUCCCUCCGCUACACUGACCAGGACUUCUACAGGGCCAGGAUUCAGCACGAGUUCCGCAAGUACCAACACGAGGACGACCCUGAACAGAGAGAGUUCCAACUGAAGAAGGGGCAGAAGUUUCUGGAAACAAAGCUGGGUGGUUUGUGCUGAGCACCUCUCAAAUAGCUACAGAGAGAUAUUUUCAACAGUUAAAAAAAACGAACUUUCCAG
Branchiostoma belcheri (Belcher's lancelet) is the source of this 345-nucleotide messenger RNA. RefSeq lists its product as uncharacterized. The record is from RefSeq and is a predicted model, not a curated record. Bases 22 to 285 code for a protein of 87 amino acids. The transcript is spliced from 3 exons. Lineage: Eukaryota; Metazoa; Chordata; Leptocardii; Amphioxiformes; Branchiostomatidae.